This is a messenger RNA of Clupea harengus (Atlantic herring), 2767 nucleotides long. RefSeq names its product ddb1 and cul4 associated factor 11 (gene dcaf11). Lineage: Eukaryota; Metazoa; Chordata; Actinopteri; Clupeiformes; Clupeidae. Gene Ontology annotation, cellular component: Cul4-RING E3 ubiquitin ligase complex. Gene Ontology annotation, molecular function: protein binding. Gene Ontology annotation, biological process: proteasome-mediated ubiquitin-dependent protein catabolic process. The record is from RefSeq and is a predicted model, not a curated record.
GCCUGUUCUCGCGGGAAUGGAUCAUGUGAUGGCAAAAAACGGGUCUGGAAUAGUAAACAACAUGGCGUACUACCAACACAGAACGGACUAGGAACAUAUCAAAAAUACAGGUGUGACAACCACCCUAAAGUCAUAGUAAAUCUUUUAAAAAUAUUAUUCGUUGUAGUGGUAACGUACCAAGGUAGUGCAUUUGUUUGGAGACGAGGAUUGUGUAACAACGAACAAGCUGUCAACCCCUCUAUCCACUGGAACAGGGCUCUCGGCCUAUGGGCUCGCAGUCCAGUUCUGGGAUGUCCGGUCGGGGUUCUAGCGGAAACCCAGACCAGUCUGAACCAGAUUCCAACCAGAACUCGAACCAGAGGGGUGGCAGACCAACCGAGAGACAGACAGAAAGACAGACAGAAAGACAGACAGAAAGACAGUCAGCCGCUGAGGAGGACGUCGACCUAGCUCAAGUGCUGGCUUACUUACUGAGAAGGGGCCAGGUCCGACUGGUCCAUGGAAGUGGAGCCACAGGCCUACAGCUUGUCCAGUCCUAUUCAGACUCGGACGAGGACAGUGACGGGGCCUGGGAAGGUCGUCUCGGAGACCGCUACAAUCCCCCCGUGGACUCCCAGCCUGACACCCAGGAUGUGGAUCGGAGCGAGAUUCGCACUCAGAUCCUGCUGGCCACAGCCUCGUCCGGCCUUAAAAGCAGACACAGCUUCACUCACAUGCUAACACAGAGGGAACAGGGUCGGUGUCGAGGCUCCAGUUUCUCUCACGGGGAGUGCAGUCGCAUUCGAUCACAUUUCCUGCCAAACCAUGUUGCAUUCAAGGACACGUAUCAACAGAAAGCCUUCUGUGGUGUUUACAGCAAUGAUGGAAACAUGUUCCUCUCCGCUUGUCAAGAUCAGAACAUCCGGCUGUAUGACACCAGCAGGGGGCGCUUUUCCCUGAAGCGGACAGUGAAAGCGCGGGACGUGGGCUGGAGCGUGCUGGACGUCUGCUUCACCCCCGAUUCCCGCAGCGUGCUCUACUCCAGCUGGUCUGACUACAUCCACGUGUGCAGUGUAGAUGGCGACAGCGAAUCCCACACCGCCCUGGACCUCAAUCCAGACGAAAGGAGGUUCUGUGUGUUUUCGCUCACUGCAUCCUGUGAUGGGAAGGAGAUUUUAGGAGGGGCAAAUGAUGGCUGCCUGUAUGUUUUUGACCGUGAACAGAACAAACGGACACUGAAGAUCGACGCGCAUGAGGACGACGUGAACACAGUGGCGUUCGCCGACAGCUCGUCGCAGCUGCUGUUCUCAGGGAGCGACGACGCGCUCUGUAAGGUGUGGGACCGCCGCACGCUGCGCGAGGACCGCCCCCAGCCUGUGGGCCACCUGGCCGGCCACCGCGACGGCAUCACCUUCAUCCACAGCAAGGGAGACGCACGCUACCUGAUCACUAACUCUAAGGACCAGUCCAUCAAGCUAUGGGAUGUGAGGAAGUUCUCCCCCAAGGAGGGUCUGGCCGCCUCUCGGCUGGCCGUCACACAGCAGAACUGGGACUACCGCUGGCAGCAGGUUCCCCAAAAAGCCCUGAAGAGGCACAAGCUGACGGGCGACACGUCGGUGAUGACGUACCGGGGUCACGGCGUGCUGCACACACUUAUCCGCUGCAGGUUCUCACCAGAGUUCAGCACCGGACAGAAGUUCAUCUACACCGGCUGCUCCACCGGCAAGAUCAUCAUCUAUGAUGUCCUGACGGGCACCAUCGUGUCCAGACUCUCAGGCCAUGACGCAUGUGUGAGAGAUGUCAGCUGGCACCCGUACCAAGAGAGCAUCGUCAGCAGCUCAUGGGACGGAGCGGUGCGGCAAUGGGAACACAGACAGACACACCCUCUGGAUGAGGAGAGAGAAAGGGAGCGGGACAAAGAGUGAGAUAGAGAAAGGAGGGAAGAAGCAGGGAGGUAGAGGAAAGGAGAACUUUUAGGACAAAGCUUUUGCUGGCAUCUGAGGUGCCGCCCGCCAUGAGGUGGCACGACCCGGAGAGAAUAAGCUCAGACAAAAAACAAGGAGGCUACUUGUUGCUGUUUGUUUGUUUUUGGCAAGUGUAAGAUCCUUGAAGUCACCUCUUAGACACAUUUUUCCUACGAAAACAUUACUUAAGUCAAUAACAGCCGUGCUGUGGGCCGACCGCAGAGUAGUUUAUCCGGAGGAGAUGAGGAUCGCUGUGUUUUCCUUUCUCUUUAGUAGAUCUAUCUCAGUUAUUAUGGCUGAGUGUUUAGUUAACGCUAAGGUUGUUUUUUUUACAGCCUAAGUCUGUUCAGGUUUCCUUUUCCUUGUGGAAGGGUGGGGUCAUGGGGGGGGGGGGGGGGGGGGGGGGGGGGGGGGUCGAGCGGUCCAACAAGGUGCUUUUUGAAGAAAAGAGUUAACAAUUAAAAAGCUGAUUAAAAACGUAGAAAAAAACACACUCACGAAACAUGCGGUAGGGGGUGGGGGGGGGGAUUCUAUGAUAAUGUAAAACAUUUUAUCGGAAUUAAUGUUGAAAUGUUGAUCAAUGAACUUUGUAAUCUAGUGUUCACAUUCUCAGCCAAAGGGUUUGAAUGUCUUUUUUCCGUGUGAGAAGAUAACAUGGGGACGGGAGAAGUGUGCGUGUGUGUGAGUGUGUGUGUGUGUGUGUGUGUCAGUCUAUAUGUAUGUGCAUAUACACAGUCAUUUGUGUAUAUGGUGAGUGUGUCUGUCUGUUGGUGUGUUUUGGGUCAUUCUUUUUUCAGUAAUUAUUAAAACCCCACAAAAAUGAA